Messenger RNA from Cladophialophora immunda, 4098 nucleotides. RefSeq lists its product as uncharacterized. The record is from RefSeq and is a predicted model, not a curated record. Gene Ontology annotation, molecular function: structural constituent of nuclear pore. The transcript has a single exon. NCBI's taxonomy places the organism in Eukaryota, Fungi, Ascomycota, Eurotiomycetes, Chaetothyriales, Herpotrichiellaceae. Gene Ontology annotation, cellular component: nuclear pore inner ring; nuclear pore. Bases 1 to 4098 code for a protein of 1365 amino acids. Gene Ontology annotation, biological process: protein localization to nuclear inner membrane; transcription-dependent tethering of RNA polymerase II gene DNA at nuclear periphery; protein import into nucleus.
AUGGGCUCUGUCAUAGCACAAACACCUGUCCGGCCUGUGCCGGGCAUUUGGCCUCAGACCCCUGCCGCGCGCCCUCCAGCAAUACCUGCACCCUCCUUCCAGUCUCCCUCGACUCCAAUAUCUCGCCCUGCCCUCAUACCUUCUCAACCGUCGACAAGCCUCAUCACCACAAAUCCCUCCGAAGCGCCUGUCCAAGCGUCAAUGCGCCCACCCGAGGCGCUGGAACCAGUGGAAAGAGCUGCGCGCACAAUCAAUGAAUCCCUUGCAAGUGAAUCGCGAUUCCCAGAGGUCGACAGUUACCUGUCCCAGGGCUACUCUGCCGAUUAUGACAUCCAAUCUUCGACAACGUGGGCGCCAUUUCAGAGAGCUGGCUUUUACAGGAUCCCCGAUGAGAUAUUCGAACAGUAUAACAAUGCGCAGUUGACCACGAGUAUGGGUCUAUUUGCGGAGUUGAGGUACGCUUGGACAACGAUCGACAACGCCUUGUACAUGUGGGACUACUCUGCACCAAGGCCCGAGUUACUAGGCUUUGAGGGACAGUCGCACAGCAUCCUUGCUGUCAAGCUCGCCGUCCCUCGCCCGGGAGUCUUUCUGCCAAACAUCAAACACGUCAUUGUCAUUGCAACAACGGCAGACAUAUUCCUACUGGGACUCGGCACGGAGUCGGGCUCAGGCGGCUCAUCCGCUCUGUCUCUUUUUCAGACUGGUAUGUCAGUCUCAGUACGAGGUCUCGAUGUUAGCGUCAUCGCUUCCUCUGCGAAAACUGGAAGGAUAUUCUUUGGUGGCCGGACGGACAAUGACAUCUAUGAGCUCACAUAUCAGCAGGAGGAUCGGUGGUUUGCAAGUCGGUGUGCGAAGAUCUGUCACACUAGUGGUGCUACCAAGUCUUUGACAUGGACGUUCAGCAGCUUCGCCCACGGCCAGAGGGAGCAUGUGGAACAGAUCGUGGUGGAUGAUAGCAGAGACCUGCUUUACACUCUGUCUUCCGCUUCGAAUAUUCGCGUGUUCCACAUCAAGCCUGAAGGCGGCCUGCCUCUGUUGGUCACGAAACCUGCAUCCGAGAUCUACGAUAAUAUUGGCCACAUCAUUAACCAGAGCGAGUCCCUCAACAAUCGAGUCAAGAUUGUGUCCAUAUCAGCUCUUCCGGCGUCCGAGGCGUCACGAUACCAUCUGGUAGCCAUCACAGCGACUGGCUAUCGGAUAUACCUCAGCGCCAAAAGCGCCACCAGCUACAGCUACGGUUCUUCAACUAGGUCCAGUGCGCCUAUCAGUGUACAAGCACAACAUGUCAAAGUACCGCCGGUAUCCCCCAAUCCGGGUCAUUCGAGCACAUGGGGAACGGAUUCGUCCAGCGACGUGCAUCAGCCUAUCAAGACGUUGACAACGACUCGACUCGCAGCGCGGUAUCCGCCCGGGUACUUCUUUUGCUUCACAGCUAGGGACGCCAACUCACCUACUGACCAAUUAUUCAUUUCAGCCCCUGACGCCGGAAGACUGCUGCGGAGCUCCGAACCUGGCCAGACGAGUCGAACAUCUGAGUCUGCAAUAUGGCUCUCACUGGGCAGUCGCGCAGAAGACGUAGGAUUGGUGAUCCCAUAUUCUGCUCCGAUUCCAAAUCCAAUCGGCUACGGGAACGAUUUGGCUGUCCAAUUUGACAAGGCUAUUCCAGAAAUUGCAAUCCUGACGAAUACCGGUAUCCACAUCAUCAGAAGACGUCGCUUGGUAGACAUUUUUGCAGCUCUAAGCAGUCAAGGCGGUGGCCCCGAGGGAUUUCAGCACGAGGUCAGCAAUUUAAUCCGGGCUUAUGGUAGGACAGAGACUCUAGCCACAGCACUUGCGGUCGCAUGCGGCCAAGGGGUAGAAGACACAGGUAGUGCUCAGUCGGUCCGGGUUAACGACCCGGAAGUCCUCGAGCUUGCUCGCAAGACCUUCAUCGAAUACGGGGGCAAGCCAAGCAUCAACCAGAACUCCAUUACGGACAGGUCUGUCCCCUUGAUCGACGCUGUACGACCGUCGCCUCGCCAUGCGGCCAUUGCUUUGUACCUUUCACGCUUAUUGAGAUCGACGUGGAAGAACGUAAUUGCUGUGGAGUCAACUACGCCAGCCGGCUACCAGAUCAAUCCGGCCGUGCCUCUCAAAAAACUAAGAGAUGUUCAGGAGUCGUUGUCUGCGCUUCAGCGCUUCUUCCAGACGAACAGGAGUUUCAUCAAAGGUCUCAGCGGGCCUGAUGAUCUUUCGGCAACAAGCACCAAGGAUGAUGAGAUCGCUCUGCAGGGGGAACAUCGUGCCUUGCAUUCACUGGUCAAGUUUACGUCAGAUACCAUUGAAGGUCUCUCGUUUAUUCUCGUCUUGUUCGAAGAGAAGGUCGCGGAGAUAGUGCCUCUGCUGCCGGAGGUUUCCAGACCCGAGAUGCCGAAGCUUACCUUUGAGGAGCUGUUCACGACAAAGAAAGGGUACGAGCUUGCAAAAGAGCUCGUCAAGGCCAUUGUGAACCGCAACAUCGCCAAAGGGUCCAAUGUGGAGACGGUGGCGGAAGCUCUGCGCCGAAAAUGUGGCAGCUUCUGCAGCGCCGACGACGUGGUGAUAUUCAAAGCACAAGAGCAACUCAGACGAGCGGCGGAAGCAGGGCCCGACAAUGACUCUUCACGAAAUCUUCUAAAUGAAAGCUUGAAACUUUUUGAAAAGGUGGCUCACAGUCUACCUCAUGACUAUCUGGAAUCGGCUGUGAAACAGUACACGGAUCUCCAGUUCUUUGCUGGAGCCAUCCAACUUGUCCUACGGGUUGCUCAUGAAAAGGACAAGGCGAACGAAGCAUUGUCCUGGAUGGCGGAAGGUCGACCAGAGCCUGACGCUCGGAAAGCAAGGUUUGACCUCCGGAGCCAGUGCUACGACCUCAUCCACGCGGUCAUUGUCGCCGUGGAUAAGACCACAGAGCAAGGUCCGAGUUUUGUGGAUGGCCACCCGACGCUGGCUGCGACCAGACGGAACGAAGCUUACGAUGUCAUCAGCCGGUCCAAGGAUGAGGCGUUCUUGACCAAUCUCUACGAUUGGUAUCUCCAGCAAGGAUGGUACGAUCGCCUUCUCGCGACCGAGUCUCCGUUCAUAGUGACAUACCUUCAACGCAAGUCAACCGAGGACAUUCUUUACGCGGAUCUGCUCUGGAAAUACUACAGCCAAACGAAUCAAUUCUCCGAGGCGGCCAAGAUCCAAUUGCAACUUGCCCGGAGCUCGUUUCCACUGUCGCUCGAGAAGAGAAUCGAGUAUCUGAGCAGAGCCAGAGCCAAUGCCUCGACUUACACCCCGGGAGGCAGCAGAAAGACCAAGCAACAAUUACUGCAAGAAAUCACCGAACUCCUCGACAUUGCGACCAUACAAGACGAAGUGCUUCAGCGGUUGCGUGACGACUAUCGACUCGGGCCCGAGCGGAGACAGGAAGUCCUUGAUCAGGUCAAUGGCCAGAUCUUGGACAUUAACACGCUGUUCAACAACUAUGCGGACAACGCGGGGUACUAUGACCUUUGUCUGUUGAUCUACCAAGUCGCCGACCAUCGGGAUCCCGCCCAGAUCAAGCAAACCUGGCAACAGCUCCUCCAGUCGGUGCACGACAAAGUCCAGGAGGAAGGACAGAUCCAGCCCUUCGAAGCCAUUGCCGACGAGGUGAGAAGUCUGGGCAGUAAAUUGCGCGUCUCGGAGACGACGUUCCCGGUUCACACUUUGCUCCCGAUUCUGGAAAAAUACUCAUUCGAACACCAACGCAAUGUGGCGCCUGCGCAUUGGGUCGUGGAUAUCUUUCUCUCGCUCGAGAUCCCCUGUGAGCGGCUUUUUGAGAUCCUGGAGCUGAUGUUUUUCUCGGGCGAUCCUCCGUUUGUUGGAUCAAAUCGAAAGUACAUCGCCUCUGAGUUGGUUUAUGUGGUUGGUAGGUGGUUCCACGAUUCGACCAGAGCGGGGUCUGUGAUCUUUGGCAGCGAAGUUGCGGCGACGAGGGUGCAGGAGACGAUGCAAGCCUUAUUGCAGCAGGGGAGAGCGGCAGGGCUGGACGAGGAAACCACGAGAGUCGCCAGGGAGGUUGUCGAGAGAGUCGGGCGACUUCUGGGAUAA